AUGGCUUGCUUACUCUUAUAUGUGGAUGAUAUAAUCCUAACUGCUUCUAGUGACGCCCUACUACAACGUAUCAUCAAGCCUUUAACAACUGAAUUUAAAAUGACCGAUCUUGGUGACUUGCACCACUUUCUUGGUAUAGCUGUUCAAAAACAGUCAUCAGGCUUGUUCUUAUCACAAUCUACUUAUGCCGCCUAUAUUUUAACCCAUGCGAACAUGUCGAACUGUAACCCGGUUAACACUCCUGUCGAAGUGGGUUCCAAACUUAGUGCCGAUAGUGGAGUUUUAUUAUUAGAUGGGUCCUUAUAUAGAAGUUUGGCUGGUGCUUUACAAUACCUCACCAUAACCAGACCCGACAUAUUUUAUGCAGUUCAACAGGUCUGUUUGUUUAUGCAUGCUUCUAGGGAACCACAUUUUCAGUUUCUGAAACGGAUACUUCGUUAUAUCAAAGGCACCAUAUCUCAAGGCCUACAGAUUUCUCCCUCUCCAUCCUAUAAGCUGACUACUUAUUCUGAUGCGGAUUGGGGAGGGUGUCCCGACUCUCGUCGGUCUACCUCCGGAUAUUGUGUUUAUAUGGGUCCCAAUUUGAUUUCAUGGUCUUCUAAAAGACAGUCUACCAUCUCUAGAUCCAGUGCCGAAGCGGAAUACAGAGGCGUUGCUAACACUGUAGCCGAACUCAGCUAG
Messenger RNA from Helianthus annuus (common sunflower), 681 nucleotides. RefSeq lists its product as uncharacterized. The coding region runs from base 1 to 681 and encodes 226 amino acids. NCBI's taxonomy places the organism in Eukaryota, Viridiplantae, Streptophyta, Magnoliopsida, Asterales, Asteraceae. The record is from RefSeq and is a predicted model, not a curated record. The transcript has a single exon.